UUGGAGAAUGUUGAGGUGAUUUUUUCCCAAAUCGCUCAGUCCUACGUUAGACUUUUAUUUUGAUACUAUGCUGUGACGUCACAUGCCUGCGUCGCGCUUCUGUGUUUUGCUGUUCAACUAAAAGAGUAAAGUGUCUAAACGUAGUUGGAAACUCCUGGAGAAGCGACUGAGAUCUGCUCUUCAUUAUCAUCUAGUGUUAUAAAGAUGGCGUCUCUUAAAGAGGAGAGUGAAGAACUGAGGAUUACAGAAGUGUUCACACUGAAACAUGAAGAUCCUGAGGAACAAACAGGGCUGGUGGAACUUUCAGAAGAGACUCGGGAACUGAAUGAAAUUGAAGAGAAAGAUCAGUAUAGGAAACACCAAGAUUUAAUGACCGAUGUACCAUCUUCAGUGGCAAAGAACACUUCAUGUGAAGAAGCCGAGAAAACCAAACCUUUCCCCUGUCAUCAGUGUGAAAAACGUUUUAGUCGAAAACAAUGCCUUAAAGUUCACAUGAGAAUUCACACUGGAGAGAAGCUUUCCACGUGUGAUCGUUGUGGAAAGAUUUUCACUACAAAAUCAGAUUUUGAAAUCCACAUGAGAAUUCACACCGGAGAGAAGCCUUACUCAUGUACUGAGUGUGUAAUGAGUUUCAGUGGAAAGCAAAAACUGGAAAUGCACAUGAGAAUUCACUCUGGGGAGAAGCCUUUUGCCUGUCAACAUUGUGGAAAAAGAUUCAGCCGAAUGGGUAGUCUUCAAGUACACUUUCGUGUUCACACUGGAGAGAGGCCGUACACCUGCCAACAGUGUGGCAAGAGUUUUUCUCAGAAGUCUUCCCUUAGGUCUCACAUUAUCCGUCACACUGGAGAGAAACCGUUUCCAUGUGAUCAGUGUGAAAAGAGAUAUGUAUGUAGAGAUCACCUUAACCGGCACAAGAGGAUUCACGCUAAAGAUAAAUAUUUCAUAUGUGAUCAGUGCGGAAGCAGUUUUAAACUCAAAGAAAACUUUGACCAGCACAUGAAGAAUCACGCAGAGAAAUCUUUCAUAUGCGAUCAGUGUGGAAGGAGUUGCAUUAGUAAAUCAAGUUUUGAAAAACACAUGAGAGUUCACACCGGAGAGAGACCUUACUCAUGCACAGAGUGUGGAAAGAGUUUCGGUCAAAAGGAAACCCUUACAGCGCACAUGAGAGUUCACACUGGAGAGAAGCCUUUUCACUGCCAGCAUUGUGGAAAGAGAUUCAUUGCGUCAUCUAAACUUAAGUCUCACAUGAACGUUCACACUGGAAAUAAGCCGUAUACCUGCCGACCGUGUGGAAAGAGUUUCGCCCAAUUACCAGCCCUUAAAGUCCACAUGAGAGUUCACACCGGAGAGAGACCUUACACCUGCGCACAAUGCGGAAAGGGUUUCGCCCAGAAAAAAGACUUUCAUAUUCACAUGAGAACGCACACUGGAGAGAGACCUUUCACUUGCACGCAGUGUAAUAAAAGCUUUAUUUGUAAAGACACCCAAAUUCGACACAUGAGAACUCAUUUCACUGGAAAGAAACCAUUCGCAUGUGAUGAGUGCGGAAGGAGAUUUAUUUGUAAAAAUUACCUCAACCUACACAUGAAGAUUCACACAGAAGAGAUUACAUGUCAUCAGUCUGGAAAGAGGUUCACUGAAAGGACUCGCAAAUUACACAUGGCCAAGCAAGCCUGCAAGUCUGGCCACAAUAACAAUCCUCAAGAUUUGCCCAAGUAAGCAUUUCAGCCCUGUCUUGCCGAUUAAUCUAGCAACAAACAUCCAAUGCUGCUGCUGCGCCCUUUACAAUUUACUCCACUGAAAUGCCAGUAAAGACAUGGGCUGUGUUUAAAACAAGCACCCAAUACCCCUAAAUAGUGCACUAUUUCUAGUGCUGUCCGAAACCAUAGUGAAUGUUCUGAGGUGCACUCGAUCAAUCCCUCAACGCAUUGCAAUAACGAGUUUACAACCCAUGUACAGGCAACAGCUAGAAACUCCCCAUAAUGCACUGCGAGAGUUUGUGCCUAAAAGGAAUUCCCGCAUCUGACCACAAGACGGCAUUCCCAGUUUCUUAAUACAAUAUUAUUUACUUAAGUCAGGGGUGUCUAAACUCGGUCCUGGAGGGCCGGUGUCCUGCAUA
Messenger RNA from Danio rerio (zebrafish), 2119 nucleotides. NCBI's taxonomy places the organism in Eukaryota, Metazoa, Chordata, Actinopteri, Cypriniformes, Danionidae. The record is from RefSeq and is a predicted model, not a curated record.